UACGGAUUCAUCGUAGUGGCUUUGUGUCAGUUCUAAAACUUUUGUUUGAGUUGGUUGCUGAUUAUCUACGUUAAUAUAGUGGAAAGCUGUGUAUUUCUCGUGUAUGGAUUUCAUGUGAAAAUUAUGAACUUGCUGCACAUUAUGAAAAUCGGAUAUGCUAUCUUAAUAGUGAGUAUAUUGAUUAUGAUAUGGAUUUCGAUGGUAGAAUCAAAAGAGAUAGAAUCGGCCCAUGAUUCUCCAUGUUUUUUCAACCCACUCUGUACUUGCUCCAAAUCAGUACCAGAUUUAGGAAUUGUGAGGUGUGAAGAUGUUCAUUUACCAAGAAUACCAGAAACUAUCAAUAUUUCUAAGGUUUUCAUGUUACAUUUAGAAAAUAAUCAAAUGAGAACAUUAGAACCAUAUUUUCUCCAAAGUACAGGACUUUAUCAAAUAAUCAUCAGCAAAAAUCCACUGUCCAUGGUAUCGGAUGAAGCUUUUAUUGGUUUGGAGAGAUCUUUAUGGGAGCUGGAAAUAAGUCAUUGCGACUUAACAGUUGUCCCUAAUAGAGCUAUCAGAUAUUUAAGAAAAUUGAGGCGUCUAGAUCUAACAGGUAACGAUAUCAACAAAAUAUCACCAGAAAACUGGAGAGGAAUCGAGCACUCACUGGAAGUUCUCAUAUUAGCUGAGAACUUCAUAAGUCACCUACCUAUAGAUGCCUUUUCGGGUCUCCCCAAUUUAGAGACAAUAGAUUUACGCGGCAAUAACUUGAGAGAAAUCGAACCAUCUGUUUUUAGAGACGGUAUGGGUAAACUGGCUCACCUUAUUUUGGCUGACAAUCAAUUAGGUUCUAUACCAUACCAAGCCUUACAACCUUUGAGAUUUUUGAAAACACUAGACUUAAGUUAUAAUAGAAUUAAUAAAAUGGAACCAUCAACAGAUCCCGGAGUUAAUAUAAAUCUAAACUAUCAAUUGAAUUUGGAUCUAUUUAGGCUAGAUUACAAUCAAAUAAAUAUCCUAAAGCCCAUGUCAUUUCAAUAUUUCAAUGUUGUAAAUAAAACUUAUUUGGAUGGAAACCCUAUAAUUUCAUUAGAGGAGAAUUCAUUCAGACAAGCCAAAAUUCGAGAAUUAUAUUUGAGAAGUUGCGGCCUUACCACAGUUAAUCCAAUGGCAUUUUCCGGCUUGGAGAAUUCUCUUGAAAUAUUGGAUCUUACUGGAAAUAAUAUUUCUCUACUUCCCGAAACUGUAUUUCAUCUACUCCAACUACUAAGGACCUUAUCUCUAAGAGAUAAUGAUAUUCAGAAACUAAAUCCUAUAGAAACAUUUAAUGGUUUUCAAUUUACUUUGUAUAAUUUAGAUCUAAGCGGUACCGAAAACGCAGUAGUGUCUCUUCAAGACUUAAGAAGAUUGAGGAGUUUAAGAACUCUUUCUCUAUCAAAACUCAAACACACAACGUUAUUUGCAGACAAUUUUAUAGAAUAUGGAAUUGAUUUAGAGGAACUAGAGAUAAAUUUUGCAAAUCUACAAACUAUUAAAAACAACGCAUUCCAACAUGUCCAUGGUUUGAAAUAUUUAGACCUAUCUGAAAAUUCAAUAAAUACUAUUGAAAUUAAUGCAUUCAUAGACAUAGCUCAUUCAUUGAAACAUCUGAAAUUAUCUCAUGGCCUUUCGUCGUCAUUGUCAGUAAUACCAGUAGAUUCAAUAAAAGUAUUAUCAAACUUGAAAGAACUUGACCUAAGUAAUAACAAACUCAAGACGAUGCCAGAGACAUCAUUUCAUUUUCUUAAGCAGCUGGAAAAACUAGAACUUCAAGACAACAAUAUAGAAAUAAUACAUAAAGGAACUUUUCAAGGUGACAUUCAUGAGGAUUUAGAAGUAAUUUAUUUAUCGUUCAACUUAAUCAAAUUAAUUGGACAGCACACAUUUGUUCACUUAGCUAAUCUGAAACAACUUCAUUUAGAUGACAACAGAAUUGAAUCGCUGGAUAGGAGAGCUUUCAUGAAUUUGAAACACAUACAAAGACUGAAUUUGAAAGGAAAUAAAAUAGCGUCCAUAUCUUUCGAAGCUUUCCAAAACUUACCAGAACUAGAGGAUUUGGAUAUGUCUUAUAACAAGAUAGACUCGUUUGAUUUUACAAUAUUUGACCAAGUGGGAACUCUGUCUAUUUUUAGUGUUAAUAUCAGUCAUAAUAAUUUGAGAAAUUUGGUUGUAAAUAUACCGAGUAGUUUUGAAGGUGCAGGUAUUGGAAGUGUGCAUUCUAACAUCAAAAUAUUAGAUUUAUCCCACAACAAUAUCUCUUCGAUUUCAAAACAAUUCUUCAGACCCGUUGAACUAUCAUUGACGCAUCUUUAUCUAUCACACAAUAAUAUGUUAAAUGCAAGUCGAGAUGUUUUUGGUAGCUUGAGACAUUUACAGUGGUUGGAUAUUUCUCAUAAUGGAAUGUACGAAAUGGACUUCGACAUGUUUAGAAACACGAAAAAGUUACAGGUUCUUAUAGCUUCGCACAAUAAAAUAGCAGAUGUGGCCAAUGACUUAUUCAGGUUUUUAAAUAAUUUGAGAAUAGUUGACCUAUCACAUAACAGAUUAAGGGCUCUUCCUGACAACUUAUUUAGGGAGGAAGGUUUGGAACGCCUAGAUCUAUCGCAUAAUAUGAUAGGUAAGCUACCGCUUACCAGUAUGUCGGUUUCCACUGCUAUGACAGUAUGUGAAUUGGAUCUGUCUUGGAACAGUAUAUCUUCCUUAUCUCAUGGUGGAAUACUGAAUAGAUUCAAGAAGCUGAGUUUUUUAGAUUUAUCAUAUAACAGAUUAGCACAAAUUGAUGCAGGAACAUUCAAGGGUCUUUCUCGACUAUCAUAUAUUGAUUUAAGUCACAAUACUCAACUUGCACUUGAACCAAAUGGUCUAAGCUUUCAAGGAUUGGAAUAUACUUUACUCCAUCUGAGAUUGGAUAAUGUUUCACUCUCAUCGGUACCAAAUUUACCAACACCAAAUCUGAUCUCUUUAACACUAUCUUCAAAUUCGUUACCGAACGUGCCACCUGAAAUGACAACGAACUUAACAAAAUUGCAACGAUUGUAUCUAGACGAUAAUGACCUUACCGCCAUACCAAUAGUAACGCAUCAACUUGUUGAACUAAGAUAUUUUUCUAUAGCUGGGAAUCCUAUAACGUUUCUAAGUAAUACAAGUUUACUCGGCGUUGCUGAGCAUCUAGUAGAACUUAAUAUACAAAACUUUGAUUUGAAUACUAUAGAGACCGGAGUGUUUUGUAAAAUGUAUUCCCUUCAAACAUUGAAAAUGGAUAACUUACCAAAUGUUAAAAAUUUGAACAUUCCAACUUUAUUACAAUACAACACUGGUUUAAGGAAUCUAGAAAUACACGUUGAUUCUCCCACAGAUGACAAUUUAGAGAAACAAAUGUCCGGUGACUGGCCUUUGAAACUAAAAAAUAUCACUUUUACUGGCAAAGGGCUCAAAAAAUUAGGAAUAAACGUCUUGAACGGUGUAAGAAGCCCUGUGUUACAUUUUGGCGUUCACAACACCAGUAUAAAAAAUUUGCCGUCCACUAUGUUUGAUAAUAUUAAAAGAGUGAAAAAUUUAACAAUUGAUGUCAGUAAUAAUCAAGACCUUCAACAUUUACUGAAUCCUUCAAAAGGUAAUAUACCUAAUUUGUAUCAAAAACCCUUCUUGACGGAUUUGGACAUUACUGGUAAUAAAUGGACGUGUGAUUGCGAUUUAGGAUGGGUCGAGGUUUGGUUGAGGAAGCGUCGACAGUACUUAUGCGGAGAUAGUCCGUCUCUUACUUCGUCUUUCAGUGAUCCAAAAUAUACUUGUAGACACGCCGACGAUGAUCUCCGCACAGCUCUUUGUAGUAACAAAAAUAACCAAUCCGUUAUCGAUGUUUUAAAGACAGACAUUGAGUGUGGUUGGAGCGAUGCAACACAUUUAAGCGGCGUUCCAGUUUUCGGAUAUACUCUGCUCAUAAUUAUUUCAAUGUUAAAUUUCUUCUAAAAUUGUUCUCCGAUUAUUAAUUCGUACUUACUAUUAUAAAAAUUUCCUGAAUUGGGAGACAUUAGUUCUAUUUCAUUGAUUGGCAACUGUGAGCAAGCGUAUUAAUGGUAAAGUUCUAAUUAAAUACAUGAAAUGUAAAAAUACGGAGCUUUAAUUGUUUCAGUGGAUUUCAACGAGUUCAUUUAUGAGUUUUUAUUUCAAUUGAAUAUUUCUAACCUCUCUUUGAUGUCUUCUAUAAAGCAAUUUGCACCAAUAUUAUAGGUUUAGAUCAUUCAUUUUUCCCUUGAAUGUCAUUUAGUAUUGUUGAUAUUUGAAACGAAAAUAUAUUGCAGCCCUAGAAACAAUUUUUGUUGUAUUUUUGCCCCUGAGAUGUUAGUUACAAAUUCAAAAGUUAUUGUAUAAAUUGAUUCAUUUGGUAACUGAUCCUUUUUGUUCUCAAUUUCGAAAAGAGAAAGUUUCUUAAAAUAUAAGACAAAUCAAAUUGUAGGUGAAUUUGAAGAUGUAGAUAUCAAAAUAAUCCUAGAUUUCGUCUAGCAAUAUUACAUUUGAAACUUAUAUAUAUAUUCAUCAUGUAUAUAUUCACGAUAUUACUAUCACUAGUCAGAUAGAAAGCACAUAAUUUAAGAAUUUAUUCACAUACAUCUGUUACUUUUAAAAUCAUUUUAAGUGACUUUGUAGCUUACAGAAGAGUAGUUUACGUGAUACUUCCAAUAGCAAUCGUCCAUCAUAUGGAUAUUCUAUUAGCAUUAUGUCAAUUAGUUUCAACGUAAACCUCUACUUUAUUAUCCCCAAGAAAACUGUACUGCUACUAUGGUGUCGUAUAUAGUGGAACUUAAUAUACACAUGAAAAAGUAAUAUUUUUUCCGUUACAAAAACUUCGUUGAUUAUAUUUUGUUUUCUCUUGAGCCAUUUUUACUAAAUCAAUGCAAAUACAUUUUUGUUCUUUUGUUUUUUCAAACUAUUUUGGUGCAAUUGUUUCCUAUUCAUUUUUCAUAUAAUUGAAAAAAUCAAUAAAAUUUGAACCAUAUUCUAAAUAGUUAAUAAAAAAGGCUACAUCUUGGACUUCCAAUAAACAGGCUCGUCGGGAGUGUCAAAAUCCAUUUGUUUUAUAUAAUUGGGGAAUACUAUGUAUAUUAACAGACAUCUAUGAGAAAUUUUUCGAGCCCUCUUCAAGACCAAAGAGUUAUUCACCCCACAAAAGUUUCUAAUUCUCUACAAGGCCCGGAUAUGCCCAUCUUUGGACUAUUACUCGCACAUUUGAAGCUCUUCAGUAUACUCUGAGGAUCCAGAGUUGACCAGAAACCUGGAGAGUUUAAAGUAAGAGAGAAAGGUCGACUCUAUUCUAUCGAUACUACCAUGGCAGAUGCUAUUUCGAGCUCUCCAUCACCAUAAUCCAGCUAGUAUUUACAAGACCUACUCGACAAGCAAACGUGGCUUCGGGUUCGCCUGCAGACACCUAUAACGUCAAUUUACCGAGACUAUUUUCUUUGGAGGAGUACAAGCCUGUGGAAUCAGCUAUCAAGGCACGUCUUUUCGAACACUACAGCUUACAGAAGUUUAAGAUCAAUAUCCACAGGCAUCUGCACGCGGUAGGCACUACUCUAACUACUCUAGUGUAAUAGGGUCUACUCUCUUAAGAUAGCUUUUUACAUAAAAAACAGUUAUUCUUGUGUUUACUUAUCCUAUUCAUAGUUUUGAUAUUAGAGAUAGGAUGGUUUCGAAGCUGUUUUUCAAAUCCUUUUUUGAAUUUGUGAGCUGAAAACAAAGCUCAACGCACGUUUUACAUAUGAAAGAUUUAUUCCGAUUUCCCGAAUAAAUGUCAAAAUGGACACUUUAUUCUUAUAGAAGAUUUAUGACAAGAGUCAGUAUGAUAAUAUGAAGUACAAUUUCAAACUUUGCAAACAUAGGAUGGUUAGAUUAGGGGUGGAUGGUAGGAAGCUCUAAGAUUAAAAUAAAUUAUUUUGUAGCAUACAACUGAGGAUUGUGUAACCUACUUAAUUAGUUAUUAUUUUUGAUAUGUAUUUUGCUAAUGAGCUUUUUGUAUUGAGUUCAAAACUAGAGCUGAAAUUUAGUAGAAUUUUUUUAAUAAGCACGUUAGUAAUAUUUAGAAUCAGUGGUAAAAGUAUCAAUUCGUUGACACACAUAUUUGACUCAUAUUUAUUCCUAUCUCACCUGAAAAAAGUAUAGUCACACAUCGAUUUCCUAUAUUACAUAUGAUAUCACAUCGUAAUUAUUGAAUAUCCAAUCUAUAUGUUAAAGAAACUUCGUUGACUUUUGAAUUACUAGGGGCGAAUAUAUCUUUGGUUUUUUUGGAAAUUGGAAGAGCUGGUUUGUCAUUUUAUCAUUCGAAAUAAACUCUCGAAAGCUCAUGUUUAUUAGAUGUGGAUCAAACCAAUAUGAACAUUUUGAGGUUAAGUUAUUUCAAAUUGAAAAGUUCUUGGCUUGUUAUGAGUGUAUGCGAAAUAAUUUUAUUUAUCUAUCAUCUUUUAAUUCAAUUUUUUCUUUUAAAAUAAGUUGAAAUAAAAUAUUUAGGAUUAUAGUAGAAGUUUUUUAAAUAUACAAAUGUACGAAUUUUAAUAUUUUCAACGGCAUGUCACUAUUAAUCAAUUGCAUAAUGUAUUCACAAUAACUGAUAAAUAUUUUUGGAUUAAAGAAAAUAAUUCAUGAAAA
Molecule: messenger RNA, 6654 nt
Organism: Diorhabda sublineata
Lineage: Eukaryota; Metazoa; Arthropoda; Insecta; Coleoptera; Chrysomelidae
Gene: chp
Product: chaoptin
Exons: 16
Coding region: 124-3984 (1286 amino acids)
Molecular function (GO): protein binding
Source: RefSeq, a predicted model, not a curated record